CAUGUCAAGAGAAAUAAUAGAAAUCGUCGCUCUAGGUCGUUCUCGAGGAGCAGGAGGAAAUCGGUUUCGCCCAAAAAUCCACUUGUUCCAGUACUAGAACAGCAACGACAGGAGCACCGCAACCGCCGAAGGGAGCACGAGCGUGUUACUACAACUUCCAGAAAUCUCCUUUCAUCAACAACUUCUGAUGUCCGGUCCUCUGCACCGAAUCGCGGCCCGCUUCGUCGUCAAGACAGCCACAACACGACUGCACAGCCUGGAGCUAGACACGACAACCAACAGCCAUUACAACUACCCUUGAAUGGAGGACCAGGCGAAGGCCAAAAUGGAGGUGGUGGGAGAAUGGUG
This is a messenger RNA of Amoebophrya sp. A120, 348 nucleotides long. The record is from the annotation of a GenBank genome assembly. Lineage: Eukaryota; Dinophyceae; Syndiniales; Amoebophryaceae.